Colossoma macropomum (tambaqui) is the source of this 2150-nucleotide messenger RNA. It is a transcript of the gene leng9, whose product is annotated as leukocyte receptor cluster (LRC) member 9. Gene Ontology annotation, molecular function: metal ion binding. The transcript has 8 exons. The record is from RefSeq and is a predicted model, not a curated record. The coding region runs from base 179 to 1660 and encodes 493 amino acids. NCBI's taxonomy places the organism in Eukaryota, Metazoa, Chordata, Actinopteri, Characiformes, Serrasalmidae.
GAGCGCUCCCGGUAACCCAGGUAAAACACGUGAUGGGUCUCCAAGAUGAUGUCAUAGUGAAAUAUCCCUCUGGAGCUCGUAGCUACCUCACACUAACUUCCUCAUUACUUGUUCGGUUUGUCCAUUAAGGUCAGCUCUGGCAGUCGUAUCUGAGACUUCCCAAAAUAAAUCAUCUGUCAUGGCGUGUGCUGAAGGAGAAGGAUCAGGGAAACCCCUCACGGGAGGACCAGAAGCACAAGCAGAAUCAGACGAGACUAAACUGGACUCUGAUGGACCGGACGUCUGCAGGUUCUUCCUGAUGGGCCGGUGUCAUUUCGGAGAAAGGUGUCGACUGUCCCACAGUGCAUCUGGAUUAGCUGACUGUAAACCUGUACAAGCAGAAGAGAAAGGCAGCAAAAACCGCAAGACCAGAAAAAAGUCCGGCAGAGCUGAAAAGGCCAAAGACGGGGAGAUAAAAGAGUCGGAGAAGAAGCCCCGCAUGCGCACUGCUGAUGAUGUCAUCUCCCGGAUCUUGUGGGACUCCUCUGUGGACCCGGCAGACUUUGUGGUGGGCCACCUGGACCGAUUUCUGGGGGUUCUGGAGCGCCCCUUCUCCGAUUUCUCCUGGGACACUCAGGUAUGUGACUGUGAUUAUUCAGAGGAACUGACCAUUCCUCGUCACAGGAUCCAGUAUUUCAGCUAUAAAGGGCAGCGUGUAUGGGACAGAGACAGCCGCACUGACCGGGUGUUUGGAUCCACAGGACAGACAGUGCUGCCCCCUUUUGAUCAGGAGGAUCAAGGUCAAGAGGGCGGCGCUCAGGAUACGACACAAGACGUAGACGAAUCCCAAACCAAGAAGAAGGAGCAGAUCUCGGAUCUCAGUGAUCCUGAAGAUGCAGCAGACUGUGGCGCGAAUGGCCCGAAGGAUGAAGACUUCGGAGAUGCCAGGCUGGCCCGAGAUGCCGAGGCGCUAUCAGUCUCUCCAAGAGUUGAACAGAUUGCACCGGUGGAGGAAUGGAAAGACUGGGAGGAGGAGGAGGAGGAGGAGAAGGAAACCCAGCCCGUCCCUCAGGAACCACAGCCUGGCAGGCCGUCUCGCAAGCCUACGCAUUUCGUUUGCUUCCGCGUGGACUCCCCCGCAGCUCUUAUGGCCUUCCAGCGCGUCCAGAGGAAGAUCCUGACCCACCUGCCCCAGUCGGAGGAAUUCUGGGUCAACCCGGCCACCCUGCACGUCACUCUCUCUCUCCUGGUUCUCCCGGGCCCGGCGGAGGUUCAGGCCGCAGCCGAACUCCUCCGUUCCAUCGUGAAAGACUUCUACAAACCACCCAUCUCUGUCUUUUUCCCACUCAAGCUCAAGCACUUCAACGGGAAGGUCCUUUUCCUUCCACCGCGGCCCGUCCAGGAUGUCCAAAGCAUCAACACCCCGCUCCAGGAGGCCUUCAGGGAGAAAGGCUGGCUCCACCGCCACUCCAAAUGCCCCAACUACCACCUCACGCUGGCCAAAGUAGAGGGCGAGGAGACCGAUAGGAUGUUUGAAGAUGUGGGGGCCAUCAAACUGGCUAAAGACAUCAACUUCGGAAAGCUGGAGGUGGACAAGUUAUACCUUUGUGUCAACGGCGCUCCAAAAACGGACAACGGCUUUUAUCAGAUCGUAUGUGCUGUACAGUUCCCUACUGUGUAACUCAGUGAUGACUGUAGUCAGAGGUGCAGUCUGUAUGAUACACAUCCUCAGGGCUUAACUGGGGGGGUGGCAAGGGAAUAGUCUAAAACUUCCUCUACGUAAAACUGCCACCCCACCUUCUACCCCCCCUAUCGUCUAACAUGCCUUCUAGAGAUGCAUUAAUCCACCUUUACAGUCAUGUGCAAAUGUUUUAGUAUCCCUGGUCAAACUACAUGCAACUUAAUGAUUUAUUAUCAUUUUUUAAUCAAAAUGCAGUUUCUAUUUUUGUGAGUUCAGCAUACUGGGGAGAAAAGAAAAGGCCCAAUCCCAUUUCUUAUUUUUACCCCUACCCCUUGUUUUUGAGCGUCUGAGUUACUGGGGUAGUCAUUGAAAUCUUCCCUCUGAAAUGGGACCCUCAAAUAAAAAGAGCAUCACUUCAUUAACAGCUACCAGCGCUGCUCUGUAGGCGACCCUGCCAGUCUGCAGUGACAGCAGAGGAGGGUAAAGUUCA